GGAGCAAUAAUCCUCUGAUAUAAUUAGCUUUUAUUUCCUUUUUUUCCUGCAUUGCUUUCCAUAACCUAAGUUUUUUGAAUUAACAAGCAUGGCAGCUUCUUCAGGGGGGUCAAUUGGCCCCCCUAAGAAGUUUUUUAAAUACACAUAUAAAGAUUCUGGACCAUACUUGGUAAUAGUGGAAACCAGCAAAGAAGAUGAGGAGGUUACACAAAACUUGGGCAACCUACUACACCCUAUGUGUUUAGAAAGAUGGCUUAAGGAAUUUGGAAUAAUAGGUGUUAAUAAAGUCUCGAGGAAGGGAAAAAACAGAGUCGGUAUUGAAUUCAGCUCUUGGAACGCAGCUAAUGAAUUGUUUUCUAGCAAAUUAUUAAAGGAAAGAAAUCCAGAAGCAUAUAUACCACCUAGCUUAGUCUCCUGUAAGGGAGUUGCUAGAGGAGUGUAUAAAAACAUAGAAAUGGAGGAAAUAGUAUCGGAACGGAGAACUGGACCGAAGAUAAUUGAAGCUAGACGUUUACAAAGAAAGAUAAUAGUUGAUGGCACUGCAAAGUAUAUAGACACAGAAUCAGUAAUUAUUACAUUAGAAGGUAAAAUUAUUCCUAGGUCCAUAAAAAUUGAAUAUUGCGAAGUAAGAGUGGAUGUAUACGUCAGCCCUGUGAUUAUGUGUUUCAAUUGUAUGAGGUAUGGACACUCGAAAACACAAUGCAGAAGCAAACAGAGGUGUUCGAAAUGUGCCGAGUGAAAUGUGCCAAAUGAAUGUGCCAAAUGACGGGUCAGCGACCAGGAUUACUCCCCCGAACCAAGGGAAAAGUUGCCCGGAUAUCACCUUAAUGACGGCAGAACUAGGACCAAACAUUUCAUGGGAAAUUGUGGAUAGCCCAGGCAUGAGUGAUCACUUUCCAACGAGGGUAUUUAUUAAUUCUAACUUGUUCAUCCAAACAGUACAUAACCCUAUAAGUAGAUGGAACACAAAGAAGGCGGACUGGGACGGAUACUUCAUGAGCUUCAAUCAGGGGGUGAACGUAAACUCUUAUCUAAGUCUGGUAGACGAGAUCAAUAGGGCAGCAUUGGGACAUAUCCCAAAAACGUCAUUCCAAAAGGGCAAGAGAAAAGCAACUCCCAAACCAAGGUGGUGGGAUAAGGCAUGGCGCGUGGCGGUGGAUGAACGGAGCAGGGCCCUUCGGGCAUAUAAAGAAAAUAUCAGCGAUCAUAACUAUCUGGAGUACAAAAGAAAAGCGGCGGUAGCAAGAAGGAUCAUGAAACGAAAGAAAAAGGAAAGCUUUAGAAAAUUUACUGAAAGCCUUGAUAAAAACACACCCAUGAGUACCAUAUGGAAAGUGGUCAAGGCAUACUCCAAUAGUUAUAUACAAGUUAGACACUGCGCUGAAAAGGAGUUGUGGCUCGAGACGUUGUUGGACAGCCUCGCCCCCCCUCACUGCAUCGCUAAAGACUUCUCAGCAGUUGGAGCAUUCAACAACUACGACCUAAAGAGUAUUUCCAUGUAUGAAUUCAACUAUGCCUUAAAAAACAGGAAGGAAUCAUGUCCUGGUAAAGAUAACAUUACGUUCAAGAUGAUUUCCCAAACACCCAUUAAAAUGAAGGAAUGUCUGGUAAACAUUUAUAAUGACGUUUUAAGACAAGAUAUGGAGAUACCUGCGGAAUGGAAGGAACAUAUCAUUGUCCCACUACUAAAACAUGGUAAAGACCCGUCUCACCACGAAUCUUAUAGACCGAUUGCUCUU
This is a messenger RNA of Sitophilus oryzae (rice weevil), 1739 nucleotides long. RefSeq lists its product as uncharacterized. Bases 89 to 739 code for a protein of 216 amino acids. NCBI's taxonomy places the organism in Eukaryota, Metazoa, Arthropoda, Insecta, Coleoptera, Curculionidae. The record is from RefSeq and is a predicted model, not a curated record. The transcript has a single exon.